Echinops telfairi (small Madagascar hedgehog) is the source of this 1591-nucleotide messenger RNA. RefSeq names its product Down syndrome cell adhesion molecule-like protein 1. Gene Ontology annotation, biological process: cell-cell adhesion. The record is from RefSeq and is a predicted model, not a curated record. The coding region runs from base 44 to 1591 and encodes 515 amino acids. The transcript is spliced from 7 exons. NCBI's taxonomy places the organism in Eukaryota, Metazoa, Chordata, Mammalia, Afrosoricida, Tenrecidae.
GGCCACAGGACCACCUCCCCGGAGAAUAGGGCCCCUGUAUGGCAUGUGGCUGGUAACUUUCCUCCUGCUCCUGGACUCUUUGCACAAAGCCCGCCCCGAAGAUGUUGGCACCAGCCUCUACUUUGUAAAUGACUCCUUGCAGCAGGUGACCUUCUCCAGCUCUGUCGGGGUGGUGGUGCCCUGCCCGGCCACGGGCUCUCCCAGCGCGGCCCUCCGAUGGUACCUGGCCACAGGGGACGACAUCUACGACGUGCCGCACAUCCGGCACGUGCACGCCAACGGGACGCUGCAGCUCUACCCCUUCUCCCCCUCCGCCUUCAACAGCUUUAUCCACGACAAUGACUAUUUCUGCACCGCGGAAAACGCUGCCGGCAAGAUCCGGAGCCCCAACAUCCGCGUCAAAGCAGUUUUCAGGGAACCCUACACCGUCCGGGUGGAGGAUCAAAGGUCAGUGCGUGGAAACGUGGCCGUCUUCAAGUGCCUCAUCCCCUCCUCAGUGCAGGAAUAUGUUAGCGUUGUAUCCUGGGAGAAAGACACAGUCUCCAUCAUCCCAGAUAACAGGUUUUUUAUUACUUACCACGGCGGGCUGUACAUCUCAGACGUGCAGAAGGAGGACGCCCUCUCCACCUACCGCUGCAUCACCAAGCACAAGUAUAGCGGGGAGACCCGGCAGAGCAACGGGGCCCGCCUCUCUGUGACAGACCCUGCUGAGUCCCUCCCCACCAUCCUGGACGGCUUCCACUCCCGGGAAGUGUGGGCCGGCCACACUGUGGAGCUGCCCUGCACCGCCUCGGGCUACCCUAUCCCUGCCAUCCGCUGGCUCAAGGAUGGCCGGCCCCUCCCGGCCGAUAGCCGCUGGACCAAGCGCAUCACGGGGCUGACCAUCAGUGACCUGCGGACCGAGGACAGUGGCACCUACAUUUGUGAGGUCACCAACACCUUCGGCUCAGCAGAGGCCACCGGCACCCUCACGGUCAUCGACCCCCUUCAUGUGACCCUGACACCAAAGAAGCUGAAGACCGGCAUUGGCAGCACAGUCAUCCUCUCCUGUGCCCUGACGGGCUCCCCGGAGUUCACCAUCCGCUGGUACCGCAACACCGAGCCACUGCUGCCUGGCGACGCCAUCUCCAUCCGCGGGCUCAGCAACGAGACCCUGCUCAUCACCGCGGCCCAGAAGAGCCAUUCCGGGGCCUACCAGUGCUUCGCCACCCGCAAGGCCCAGACCGCCCAGGACUUCGCCAUCAUUGUGCUCGAGGACGGCACCCCCCGCAUCGUCUCGUCCUUCAGCGAGAAGGUGGUCAAUCCGGGGGAGCAGUUCUCACUGAUGUGUGCGGCCAAGGGUGCCCCGCCCCCCACCGUCACCUGGGCCCUGGACGAUGAGCCCAUCUUGCGGGACAGCAGCCACCGCACGAACCAGUACACCAUGUCGGAUGGCACCACCAUCAGCCACAUGAACGUCACGGGCCCCCAGAUCCGAGACGGGGGCGUGUACCGGUGCAUGGCUCGGAACUCGGUGGGCAGUGCUGAGUAUCAGGCGCGAAUAAACGUAAGAGGUGCCUGUCUACAUUUAAAUAUCAGAAUAGGCUUUUGA